AUGUACUUCUCUGGCGAAGAGAGUAGGGAUAUCAAAUAUGAUGACCUCGAGAAUCAAUGUGUCAGAAUAAUCCCAGAAUUAUACUUUAGUGUACAAAAUGAAAAUGAACAAAACAUAAGGGUUUCUUUGGAUACUCACUUGCUAAGAUUCAAAGUAAGAACGAGCAAAAGCCCUCUUCGGAGAAAUUAG
This is a messenger RNA of Debaryomyces tyrocola, 189 nucleotides long. Lineage: Eukaryota; Fungi; Ascomycota; Pichiomycetes; Serinales; Debaryomycetaceae. The record is from the annotation of a GenBank genome assembly.